GCUAAAUCUCAGCCUCAGCUCCACAGCCUCUCAUUUGUCUCGCCGACUCGAACGAGUUUGCGGCGUAGCGAUCACGCGCGUAGGCCUUACGAACAACGUAAGCCGUUCGAGACUGAAACUCCGAGAGCCGUUAGCUCGGGAAACACCAGAGAGCAUAAAAGCUCUCAGACAAGUAGCGAGACCAUGGCCGUCAAAAGCGCGGUUUACGACUACUCACUGUACACGCCGGACUACUAUCUCAAAGGAUUCUUGGCCGGCGGCGUCUGCUGCUCGGUAACGCGCUGUGUAGAAAUCACGGCGCCGUCCGAGACUCCGAGCGGCGAGCGCCGAGCGGCGAGCGGCCCUCGUGCGGAAUCGUCGCGUCGACCCUCCACGUCCUCGACGCGACGCACUGCUUCAUUUCCACACAGGUGACGCACGGCGGCGCCACGCCGAUUGAUUUCGUCAAGACGCGCAUGCAAUUGGUGCCCGAGCUCGGGAGCAAGGGCCUCCUCGGCGCGACCCGUGAAAUCAUCGCGAGCGAGGGCGCGGGCGCGCUCACGACGGGAAUGUCCGCGACGGCGGCAGCGUACGCGUUGCAGGGCUCGUUCAAGUUCGGCGGGUUCGAGUUCUUCAAGGUCAACCUCGCCCAAGCGUACGGCGACCAGGGCGCGUGGGACAACCGCUUCCUCCUCAACUCCAUCGCAGCGGCCUGCGCCGAGUUCAUUGCUGAUAUAUUCUUGAGCCCGCUCGACUCGACGCGCAUCCGCCAAGUCUCGGACGCGGAGAUGGCGUCGAUGUCUAUGGGUAUAUAUAUAGCAUUCAUGAUUUUUCUACGCGCCCGGGACGGCCGAUACCCUUCCUUGAUGGGCUGGUCGCAGAUGCACCGCCUCGCAUUGGAGGCCGCGCCAUAG
Pelagomonas calceolata is the source of this 893-nucleotide messenger RNA. The record is from the annotation of a GenBank genome assembly. NCBI's taxonomy places the organism in Eukaryota, Pelagophyceae, Pelagomonadales, Pelagomonadaceae.